UAUUUGCUGACUUUGCCAUCCUGAAAGAAGAUGGGAAAGGGCUACAAAGUAGUGAUUUGUGGAAUGGCAUCAGUGGGAAAAACAGCAAUUUUGGAGCAGCUUCUCUAUGGAAAACAUACUGUUGGUUUAGAAGAGGGUGCAACAGUGGAAGAUGUGUAUUUGGCUUCAGUCGAAACAGAUCGUGGGGUAAAGGAACAGUUACGUCUCUAUGACACUACAGGUCUGCAAGAGGGAGUAGAGUUUCCAAAGCAUUACUUCUCUGUUGCUGAUGGUUUUGUUCUUGUGUAUGCUGUGAACAGCCUUGAAUCCUUCCAGAGAGCAGAAGUGAUCAAAAAAGAGAUUGACACAGUCAGAGACAAAAAAGAGGUGACAGUUGUCGUCUUAGGAAACAAAACUGACCUCACAGAGCAAAGACAAGUGGAAACAGAAAAAGCACAGCAAUGGGCAAAGGCUGAGAAGGUGAGACUGUGGGAGGUGACAGUGACAGAUCGGAAAACGCUCAUUGAACCUUUCACUUCGUUAGCCAGCAAGCUUUCCCAGUCCCAGAACAAGUCAGCAUUUCCCUUGCCUGGGAGGAAGAGCAAAGGCAAUAACUGUGAUAACUAAAAACCCCUAUUCCAUGGGAAGCUGUUUAUCUGCUGCUGCAAGGGCAUGGUGUCUCUUUUUCUCUGCCAAUUGCUUGGCAUGUUUUUGCUGAGGCAACACUGAAUUCAGAAUUAAAAGCAGCAAAGUCGUAAAUGUAGCUGUCCUUC
Messenger RNA from Trachemys scripta elegans, 752 nucleotides. It is a transcript of the gene NKIRAS1, whose product is annotated as NFKB inhibitor interacting Ras like 1. The record is from RefSeq and is a predicted model, not a curated record. Gene Ontology annotation, molecular function: GTP binding; GTPase activity. The transcript has 3 exons. Gene Ontology annotation, biological process: canonical NF-kappaB signal transduction. Bases 31 to 606 code for a protein of 191 amino acids. NCBI's taxonomy places the organism in Eukaryota, Metazoa, Chordata, Testudines, Emydidae.